Papilio xuthus (Asian swallowtail) is the source of this 6842-nucleotide messenger RNA. It is a transcript of the gene cic, whose product is annotated as Putative transcription factor capicua. The record is from RefSeq and is a predicted model, not a curated record. The transcript has 30 exons. Bases 587 to 5740 code for a protein of 1717 amino acids. NCBI's taxonomy places the organism in Eukaryota, Metazoa, Arthropoda, Insecta, Lepidoptera, Papilionidae. Gene Ontology annotation, molecular function: RNA polymerase II transcription regulatory region sequence-specific DNA binding; DNA-binding transcription factor activity, RNA polymerase II-specific. Gene Ontology annotation, biological process: regulation of transcription by RNA polymerase II. Gene Ontology annotation, cellular component: nucleus.
GGCAGCGCCGGGGAGGGACACUUAACAACACCGAUUCUAUUCAUACAUAGGAAAUAUUUAUAUAUUUCUAUCUCGUUUACUCGUAUUGAGAAAUAAUCAAAUGAAUGGUGAACAAGCGAAAUGGAAAUACGUUUGAGUGGAAAUUAUUAUGAGCCAGGCCAGGCCAGUCGCCAUGUAGGAUUUUUGAUGUGGGUGUUGUGUCUCGGGAUGUCAAACGCUUUAGUGAUUAUUAUUUUCAAGUGAAUGUUGAAUUUGAUGCAACUUAUCAUCGGAAUAAUCUAGUUGUGAUUAAUAUUGAUGUUUAGUGGACAUAUUGUCUUGUGAUCGUGAACAAUUUGAGUGUGGUCAAGGCAGAUAAUGGACUGGUGGGGGGCUGCUAAAAUACUACGAUAGGAUAGUAACAACGUUUUACUACUCGAGAGGUGUUCGUGGUGCUAAUAAAAUUUCUCAUCUCGCGUCGGGCGAGUCGGACUUCCAUUUUGUUUUAUUAUGUGGUUUGAUCGUUGUUUAUAUUGUGCAUCGUGCCUGAGACAAUGGAAAGUGACGGUGAUGGACAAUGAGUGAUGCGCGGUAGCGGCUGGCGGUGAUGCAGCGCACGCACGCGGGCGGCGCCCCCCCGCCGCAUUCACACGCCCCGCCCCUCACACACGCACACCCACACUACCGGGCGCACGCGCAGGCGCACCCUCUCUAUGCGGACAUCGAUGAUCAGAUUCCAGCUUCGGUGAUCAGUAGUGUGGGAACGGUCAGUUUAUCUCAAUCAACAACAAAUCCAACCCCAAACAUCACAAUGGCCAACCCGACUAACCCUGGCACUGCUAGUAGCACUAGCAACGGCCAAGCUUCGGCACAACAAACUACAACAGCGCCAGUGCCGAGGAACCUGCCAAAGAAGCGCAAAUUCGAUCCAUCAGAGUUCGAGGAUAUUGAUCGGAAUUGCGUAUCCAAUAUCGUGUCGGCUCCCAGUUACACUACGCCGGUGUUGCCCUCUCCGAUCGUGAAACAAUCGCCACCGCCGUCCGAAUUGAAAUCGUACACAAUGUACCCAAAUAUAGAUUUAUCAGAGUGGCGCGAUCACAGGGUGUUGGCAAAGCAACGCGGUCUAUACGUCCCGGGUGUUAUCCGGCAGGCGGAAGGUUGUAAAGUGAUCGUAGAACUAGACGGGCAAGAGAACGAGCCAGUUGAGUAUUGUGAUGUGUUCGGUGCGAACAAAUACGAUGUGAUAAGUGAUGCCAGUCCGCAGCUCAGCCACUUACAGAUUGGCUCUGCGUGCGUGGUCCGGACCGCGGACCACAGUAGGGAGAGUGUUCAGAACAUAUUUAUAGAAGGUUUCGUGUUUGAAGUGCACAAUUCGCCUAUUAGGAUUCGUGUCAGGGUAUCUGAUGGCGAGGAGUGUAAAGACACGGUAGAGGUGAAGCGUGCAGACAUACGGCUGCUGCAGCCGCCGUGGGCCGAUGAGCUGGAGGACGCGGACUGCAAUGCCGCUGCCAUUUACCCACAGAUGCUGCGAGCACACCAUCCUCCAUCACAGAUCUGCGGUAACCACUUUUACACAUCGUCUCCGAUGGCGGGCGUGGUGGCAGGCGGAGGGUUAGCCAACGGCACUAUGGACGAGCUCCGCAAGCGCGCCUUCGACGACUACGGCGAGAGUGACGAUGAUCUCAGGAAAGAGGACAUUAUGUUCCCCACUGACGCUUCACAUAUGGAGUGUAACAACAGCAAGCGCAGCAGCCUGCAAAGCCGAGGCAGUACAUCCAGUCUGCUCGAGCGCAGUCUCACGCCACGAUCUCAACCACCCACUCCUAGAUCUCAAGCGGCCACCCCGCACAAGUACAAGAAGGGCGACGUGGUAUCGACUCCGACGGGCAUACGUAAGAAGUUCAACGGCAAGCAAUGGCGGCGGCUGUGCUCGAAGGACGGCUGCACGAAGGAGAGCCAGCGCCGCGGCUUCUGCUCCAGACAUCUCUCGCUGCGCGGCGUCGCGCGCUCCUCCAACACGCCGCUCGCGCACUCCUCGCACACCCCGCACCAGAGGAGUAGCAGUAAAUCCCUGUCGUCGAGCGGCACGUGUGUGGAAGGAGACGAGACCUCGCGUGAGUCGGACACCACUCCGCCGCACUACCGUGUUGCUGGACGCUUCGACCCCGACGAGACAGAGGCGGCCAACAUGCUCGUGUCUCUGGGUAGCUCGAGGUCUGGCAGUCCCGGUGCGUCACCGGUGGGAGGUUCAUCACCGGCGCUGCGCAGCAACGUGUUUGUACCCAUCUCCUCGCCUCAGCCGCCGCACGCGCCAGCACCGGCCUCGUAUCACAGCCUUAUCAGGCCAGAGCUAGUACGGCCGGGUAGAGUGAGUUCUCCUGUGAGCAGUGUUGCCACCAGUGUGAUCAGGGUGUCACCCGCACCUACCUAUCAUUAUCAGGUGGAAAACCGAAAUGGUCCCUCUACCCUUCAGUCAAAUAAUCUUAUCCAGUCCAGUGUUAUCGGAAUCCAAACAGGACUCAAUAUUCAAAACGUUCAAACAAGUCUAAACGCACCAGCCACACUACAGUCCAGUUUGAAUCUACAACCGAACAUGUCUCUCAAUUUAAAUGCGAAUUCCAUACGAAAUGCAAAAAUGGAUGACGUACCGCACAAUUUAGUCGUACAUAGAAACAUACCGACGUCAAACGGCAUUGAUUUAGAACAUAAUUUGUAUCGUGCUCAACCAUUACAUAUACGAAAUGGAUUAUAUGAAGCGUAUAGAAGAGACGAUGACCCAUCUUCGAUGAAUAAUCAUGAAAAUUUUGUGAAUAAACGAGUCUCGGAAUACGAGGAGGAUGAUCAUUCCGUACCUCAGACCGAAUGUAAAAUAAGCCGAGGUAUUUGUGAGCCCCGGCCUCUAGAACUGUCCGAGGCUCGAGUGUUUGAAGACAAGCGUAUAGUGAAGCCCGCACCGCUACAGGCGCGACCUCUCUCUAUGAUUGAUGCAGACUGCAAAGAUCCAAUAAAACGACUUUACGUCAUUCCACCUAAUUCACUGGAAAAGAAACUCGUUUUGAUAAAAAAGGAACCCUCGGAGACAAUUAAAUUGGAGCCGAAAACUCACCAGUUGUUGCAAAUGAGCAACAGUGAAGUGGAGACCGAGCCAAGAGUUAUCGACAACGGAGACCAUAUGAACAAUGUGGGCAACAGCGCUGUGAUAGUGCAUCCCAGUCAACUGCUGCCAGUACUGCCGCCGCCCACCUCACACACCGCCAUUAUUGUGUCAACAAGCGGUGUGUCGGGCGGCGUGUUCCCCUGGCAGUCGCUGGUGCCGCUGCUGAAGGCGGCCUCGCCCCCGCCCGCGCCCGCGCCCGCCUCCCCGCGCACGCCCCGCACGCCCCACACCCCGCACACGCCCCACACCCCGCGCACACCACACACCCCGCACACGCCACACCUCAAGUCAGAGGAGCAGAUCAAGGCGGAGAGUAAUGAAACCGUGACUUCAAUGUGCGCGGACGAGGACGACGAGGUUUUCGAAUGUGAAGACUCUGGUUCUGGCGGCGGCGAGGAUGCUUCCAAACGACGCACUCAGAGUCUCUCCUCACUAAACCAGAACUCCUCGGGCCCUGAAAAGAAGGAACGUCGUAUCCGGCGACCAAUGAACGCUUUUAUGAUAUUCUCGAAGCGUCAUAGACAAAUGGUGCACCAGAGACAUCCCAACCAAGACAAUCGUACUGUCAGCAAGAUCCUUGGAGAGUGGUGGUACUCUCUUAAGCCUGAGGAGAAACAAAAAUAUAAUGAACUCGCUAGUGAGGUGAAAGAAGCACAUUUCAAAGCACACCCGGAGUGGAAAUGGUGUAACAAGGAUAGACGAAAGUCAUCAAGUAGCAGAGAUCCCACGGGUUCUAUGCCACAGAGUCCUCGAACACCAUCGGAUGCAGCAAGCAGCGGUGUGGCCACCAGUGUAGCAGAUGUCCCGCAAAAUGUUCCCGUCUACAAUCACGUCUGCUCACCCCAGCUCAGUGAUGACGAUCAGAUGAUGGGUCAAACGAUGUCAGAAGAGGUACCAGCUCAGCAUGAGAUCGAGUUGAAAUGCGGUGAGAAGGUGACGGAUUCUGACUCCGAGGGUAUGGACACGCGGGACUAUGUGCCGCAAAUGGACCACACUAGACGACCUAAGCCUAUUAAAGCCAGUAUCCUCAGGGCGGGUUCGUCAGACAACCUUCUGGGUGGGAUAACAGCCUCCAGUCCGGGCGGCUCCAAAGUCUUCCAGCCCACUGGUGGGGCUUUCAAGUCCACGCAUGUUGAUACAGGAGAUAACCAUAGACAAUGGACGGCGUUCACAACCAUCAACAAAACAAGUUUGGCGAACCAAGUGCCAAGUUCACCGCAAGUGCAAACUAUGACCAGUACACAGAACUUGACCAACAGCGUGCAAGGCAUCUCUCUCAACACGCCCAAUCUAUCCACACAAGUAGCACUGGAUAAUGCCAUAGCUUCAAUAAUGAACUCGCCCACAUCGACUAGUGGUGUGCAAGUCAUAUCCAGUGGGAUAUCGAUACCGAAUCAAUCGAUGAGCCAAACUCCAACAUCGACAGCACUAAGCAAUGCGCUGCUAAAGAGUGUUACUCUAGUGAAGAGGAAUAUAGGUGAUAAUGCAACUGCUGGACCUAUAACACUGUCCGUGGACGCAUCCGGCAACCUCUUCACAUACGUGCAGUUGCAGAGGUUGUACGUCCCGUCCUUCGAAGCCGAAGUUGAUCCUAACAAGAAUCAACAUCAGAACGUGCAAAGCGGUGGCCAGUCUGUUAUUGUAUCACAAAGUAAUCAUACGGCGCCGAAAACUCAAUGGGAGAAUCCCGUGGAAGAGGCACGUCCCUUCCCCCUGGCCCCGACGCCCGCGCAGCUCGGCAGAGCGCCCCUACAGAAGAGACUUAGUCGGGGAACAUCCACGAGUUCGACAGGUAACGAGACGCCAUGUCGCAACGAGGUACAAACUACACACGAGAGUGCGGACUCGGAGCCGCUGCAGUCUCCCAAGAUGGCCGACAACUUGCCCAGUCCUUCGCUCAAGAAGAGUCUGUUCAAAAAGGGCAACGAAGAUGGAAGGGACAAGGUGCUGGAGACGGUGAACUUUGAACAGAAGUUCAGUACGCUGCCGCAGUUCAAGCCAGAAGCAUGCAGUCCCGGCGCCAUGGUGGUGCCCCGCAGUCCACACUUUUUGCGGAAGAAGCAUAACAAACUCGAGGAUGACAGUGGCGGAGUGACCCCGGCACACCUGGAGGCGGAGGUGCUGAGCGGCGGCGGCAUGCCCACGCCGCACUCCUUCGGCACCCCGCACACCACCACCAAGCUCGUCGGCAACACGUUCUUCGGACCCGACUUUAAUCUCGACAACUUUAGAGCGACGACGGAGCACGGUGGCGAGGAGAUGUCCCCGCACACGCCGUGCAGUGCGAGCGGCGGCGCGGGGGGCGGGGCGGGCGCGCGCGCUGAGGCCGGACACCGCCGCGUGCUGGAGCAGCGCCGACACCUCGUCCUCAAGCUCUUCCAGGAGCACGGCAUGUUCCCCACUACGCAGGCCACCUCCAACUUCCAGACAACGCACAUGGACAUAUUCCCUACGAAGAUGUCGCUGCAGCUGAAGAUCCGCGAGGUGCGCCAGAAGCUGAUGGCGCAGUCCAACCUCACGCCGCACUCAGAGCUCAACACGCCAACUAAUGUGAAUUCUCCGAUAGUAUCCGCAGCGCUGCAGCCCACAUCCACUGCCAGUUAGCGAUGCGGUCACACAUAUGUUCUUCUUUAUAAAUGACAAACAAACUCUGAUUGAAUUCUAACUUGUAAAACCAGAUUUUAUCAAAUAUUUAUAACAGCUGAUUUGAUAAGCAAUCGCUAUAAGAUCAUUUGGAUUACUAAAUUGUAUUGAAAAUUUAAUGUCAGUGAUCCAGGUACUAAUUGAAAAUGGAGUUAAAUAUAAAUUUUAAAUUAAAUUGAAGCUAAUCGUUGGUUUCCGAGACCAAAAUCUUCGUUUAAAAUUUAUUGUUAUCUGUGUUUUGUCAAAGAUGAUGAUAUGUUUUAAAUAUAAAUUUUUGUCUCGGAACCCCACUAUAAGUUAGUUCUAUAUAGAAAAUGUCUUUGAAAAUUCUUUACACAUUGACACUUAAAAAUAAUUCUGGUUCCUGCCAUUCCAAAUGAAAUUCGUUUUUAUUGCUAUUAGCGUUUUCGGUGGAUAAUUCGUUAAUUUUAAUCACUGGUAUUGAAUAAUAAAAAAAAAAUAAGUUCAGAUUUGUUCAGAGUUAUUUUGUUAAAACUUUGGAAAUAUGCGUAUUAUGUACGAAAAAUUAUGUUUUAGGUUAAAUUUUAAAAAUUAUCAAUCUGUUACUUUAUGCCUAUUAUAUGUACUACUUACAUGUUUUUAAGGCAUUUGUACAUUCAUGAGCUUAAACAUUAUAAAAUUAAUUGUAUAUAAUCUGAUAUUUUGUUGUGAAAAUGUUUCACGUACGUGUUGAACAGCAAUAUUUGUAAUAGAACACUAAUUUCUUAUUCGUAUUUGCACAGAAUUUAUUAUAACUCUUUAAUAGAUGAUAAAAUUAUGUACUUUAUCAUCAGGAAUAUAAAAGUACUAUGUAUAUUUGUGGGAGAUCUACAGAUUUGUGUGUGUGUGUGAUGAUUUUUUGACAGUUCUGAAAUUUUCUAUAUCCCACAUUUAUUUUAACUGAUUAAAAGUAAUACAGUUAUUAUUGGACUUAAAUCAUCGUAAUAUUCAUAAAACAUAACUCUAGAUGGAUGUAUCUCUAACCCUGAGUUUCUGAAACCAAAAGCUUCUUUUAAAACAUGUUGUUAUUUCUAUUUUGUCAAGAAUGAAAGGGACAACGAUA